GCAGAGUUUCCACCCCUGGGCGCCCCGUAUAUAUUGAGCUCAUCGUGCCAUCACAAACACACUGGCACAGACAGGUACUGCUUCAUCCUUGCCGAUCCAUUCACUAUGGCCACAGAUCACCAGAACCCCGCAUCCAAGCAGCAGCAGCCAGGCACCAGUGCGUUUAAGCUGGUUAUCUAUGAGCAGGAAAACUUCCAGGGACGCUGCCAUGAGCUGACUGGUCCCUGUAACAACCUCCAGGAAGCAGGCGUGGAGAAAGUGGGCUCCAUACUGGUGCUUUGUGGACCAUGGGUGGGAUACGAGCAGCCUAACUGUAAGGGGGAGCAGUAUGUGUUUGAGAAGGGGGAGUAUCCUCGCUGGGAUUCCUGGACCAACAGCAGGCGCAGUGACACCAUUGUUGCAUUCCGCCCAAUUAAAGUGGACAGCCAGGAGCACAAGAUUGUCCUUUACGAAAACCCCAGCUUUGCAGGGAAGAAGAUAGAAAUCAUAGAUGACGAUGUCCCCAGCUUCCACGCACACGGCUACCAGGAGAAGGUCUCCUCUGUUAGGGUUCAGAGUGGCACUUGGGUGGGCUACCAGUAUCCAGGCUACAGAGGUUAUCAGUACCUGUUUGAAAAGGGCGAGUAUAAGGACAGCGCUGAGUUUGGAGCCCAGAUUCCUCAGAUCCAGUCGGUUCGGCGCAUCAGAGACAUGCAGUGGCAUCAGAGGGGUGCUUUUCACCCCGUCAACUAA
Thunnus maccoyii (southern bluefin tuna) is the source of this 732-nucleotide messenger RNA. RefSeq names its product crystallin, beta B2 (gene crybb2). Lineage: Eukaryota; Metazoa; Chordata; Actinopteri; Scombriformes; Scombridae. The coding region runs from base 106 to 732 and encodes 208 amino acids. Gene Ontology annotation, biological process: lens development in camera-type eye; visual perception. The transcript has 6 exons. Gene Ontology annotation, molecular function: structural constituent of eye lens. The record is from RefSeq and is a predicted model, not a curated record.